AUGAGCACAAAUAGCGUUCACAACUCGGAGCUAGGCCAGGAGACCCUUUUCGAGGGUAAUGCUCUAGAGGUAGAAUUGCGUGAUCAUGAAGUUGACGACCACUUUAGUGCAUCUGGAGCUCAGAGUUGCAAAAGAUGCAAGACUACAGAGUUUUGGACAGUUAAGAUCAUCGAUUCUGACGGCACAGUCAAGCCGGAAAGAUUAAGCGUGAGGGAGGCUAUGGAACGGCCUAACGGUAGAAGAAUCGUGCUCAUAUUCAAUAACGAAAUGCAGUCAAUUGGAGACGAGGCUGGACUAUUGAGUGGGGUGCUUGGUCUACUGGGAUCUAACUAUGAAAAAUUUUCUAUUGGUAAGGAAAGUUGGCAUAAGGUUACCACUAAAGACAAGGUUUAUAACGAAUGUGUCAAGAAUAUCGAGCACCGUCCGCCGAAAAUUGAUCGAGAGCAUUGGAGAAAGCUCCUAGAAUAUCGUGCCAAACCUGAGACGAAGGAGAAGUGCAAGAAGAACGCGACUAAUCGAUCAAAACAAGUAUAUACCCACACUGGCGGUUCGAAAAACUUCACACGUCUGAAGAACAAGGAAGGAGACUCGGUAGAGGAGAGUUAUGGAUCAAAGUGCACAAAAAAAAAUGAUGGCUCCUAUAUGAAUGAUGAAGCAAGGGCAAUUGGUGAAAGAAUUGAGGAGAUUGAGCAACAGGAUGAAUCUUCUGGAGUGUUGUCUCAAAAUGACUCCAUUGCUCAGGUUUUUGGUAAAGAAAAACCGGGUAGAGUACGUGGUGUGGGUUUCGGUCCGACUCCUACCCAACUCUUUGGUUUGAAUUCACAUGCACCAGGCAACAGAGUCAAAGUAGAGGAGACCCAGAGGAAGUUGUUUGCACUGCAGGCAGAAUUGGAAGGCGAGAAGUUGAAGAGGAAGGCGAUCGGCGAUUUAGAACCGCAAGAAAAAUUGCACAAAGUAACUGGAAAAUUGUCAAAGAUAGCGGCGGUUUGUAACCGCCGGAAAAUGCUUCGGAAAAAAUAG
Messenger RNA from Arachis ipaensis, 1020 nucleotides. NCBI's taxonomy places the organism in Eukaryota, Viridiplantae, Streptophyta, Magnoliopsida, Fabales, Fabaceae. The record is from RefSeq and is a predicted model, not a curated record.